Hemibagrus wyckioides is the source of this 2227-nucleotide messenger RNA. It is a transcript of the gene fbxo4, whose product is annotated as F-box protein 4. Bases 916 to 2016 code for a protein of 366 amino acids. Gene Ontology annotation, biological process: SCF-dependent proteasomal ubiquitin-dependent protein catabolic process; protein polyubiquitination. The transcript is spliced from 8 exons. The record is from RefSeq and is a predicted model, not a curated record. Lineage: Eukaryota; Metazoa; Chordata; Actinopteri; Siluriformes; Bagridae. Gene Ontology annotation, molecular function: protein binding. Gene Ontology annotation, cellular component: SCF ubiquitin ligase complex.
UGCCUUUGUUCUUUCUUUUCCUAUAUUAUUUUUGUUUACUGAUCUCUGACAUUUUGUUUAUUGAUUUGUUUAUUUAUUGCUAUAGAUGCACUACACCUCAUUAGAUAUUGAACAGAAAUCGAUGAACCUGUUAUGGUGCAUCUGAGUAACCAUGGCAACCAUCAUCUAUCUGUUCAUCAUCAUCAUCAGCUACAGGAGAUGAUGAGGGGUCAGGGUAAAGGGCUGAUGAUGAUGUAAUAAUCUGUGUAAGGAGCCUGACGGUCCAGCAGCACUGACCCUGGGCUUUGAUGAUGUCACACACUCAGCUCAUCAGUGUGCUGUGAUAUUUUAUAUUUCCUAAUAAUAAUAAUAAUCAUUAUAAUCAAAAAACAAGGAACAAGUCCAGUAAAGUGUAUAAAUAUUUACAAAGCUAAAGGGGAAUCUCGGCGCUGGACUGCAGGGUAGAGUGUUAAUAUUUCAUUACAGAAUCAUAUACUGUAUAUUAAGAAGUCUAGUCUGUUUUGUACUCCGUUGUGUUGGACUAUAUUAUCCCAGUGUGGGGGUGGUGAGCUCUCAGCCAAUCAGCGCGCGGCUUCUCAUCCGGGAAUCACAGCAAGUUUGUCUAAAAUCUACAGGUUUCCUUUACACUCGAUAAAAAUCACUGGACAUAAUAUUUAAAAAAUAUAAUUAUAAUAAUAUAAUAUUAAAAAUAUAAUUACUAAUGAUUAAUAAUCUUUGAUAAACUUUUAACUGAAAUUUUAUUUACUUUUAAACUGAAUUACGCUACAUUAGGGAAUGUCCUUCCGGCAUGGAUGUGACGUCACCGCCGACGCGGUCUAGUGCUACGUAGUUCACUCCUGACACUUCCGGGAUUCAGCACUCAGGAAUCAAUCCAAACUCCAAGAUCCGAGAGUCAGUUAAUAAAAGACAGGUGUGAUGUUGAGUCCAGCUGCAGUGCUGAGAAGUUUGAGGAACAUUCUGUUCACUGACUCCAGGAGGAAGAGGAGGGCUGAAGCUCAGGAUCUCACUGAUGAAGACUCUCUCCUCCUUCAUCUCCCCGUGGACGUCCAGCUCCUGAUCCUGACCUUUCUGUCCCCACGGGACCUGUGCAGACUCGGGGCUACCUGUCACUACUGGAGCUCCAUGGUGCGUGACCCUCUGCUCUGGAGGUACUUCCUGAUUCGGGACGCUGCCCGCUGGAGCUCAGUGGAUCACCUGUCCACUCCGAGACUGGACUUCCUCACUGACCCUGCAGCUGACAGUGACACGGACAUGGACACGGAGACGGAGAAACUGGACUUUAUGGCAGAAUAUCUGCGCUGCUGUCCUGAGUGUCGUUCUCCACAGCGCUGCACUCCUCCCUCUGCUCUCUCCUCCUUCCUCCACUCUCUGGUCUCAGAUACAGAACCUCGGUUCUCCAUGUUCGGUUCUGGACUGGAGCAACUGGACGUCUCUCUCAUGACUGUGAUGAUGAACUCUCCUCAUGUACUGAGAGUAGCAGGAAUCCCACAGCGGCAGAUUAACAGUAUUGGAUCAGGGAUCAGUUUUGUGUAUGAAGGCCAACACAAAUUCAACAUCAUCACUUUAUAUUCAACUAACAGUGCAGAGAGAGCGCGGGCGCGUGCGGAGCGGUCGAGAGUGAACAGUAAACUCUUUGUUCAUGAGGAUGAUGAUGGAUCAGGAAAGCCUGGUUACAGCGUGGCUCCUCAGUUCCAGGAGGUGUUCCGCUCCGUUAACGGAUUUAUUUACGUCACUAAUGCAGAGACUGAGACCGCUAUAAGGGAGGAUGAGUUUGCUCAGAUCAGUGCGGCAGUCCAGCCUAUGUUGAAUUCUCCCUCUCGUCCACUCCUCGUCCUCUCCUGUGUGUCCAGAGAUGGAGAGACUCAGAGAAGGAGUGCAUGUGUUUCUAUCGCUCAUCAACUACAACUCCACAUGCUGCCCAACCCAUGGAUGGUACAGGACGUGGUGGCUGAGUCUCUAUCAGGACUGUUGGAGGGAGUGAACUGGUUACUCAGACACUCCGGACUCAGAGUGUGACGAUGAUGAUGAUGAUGAGGAGGAGGAGGAGGAUGGUGAUGGUGAAGAGACUUUAUUAGUGUUUUAACUAUUUUAUGUAUCUUCACUACAUUAUUGUGUAAAGAGAAUUGUUCAUGUGUGUAUCGUUACUCAGUUACUCAGAGUAAACUCCUCCUCGAGUGUCUAUAUAUAUAUAUAUGUGUGUGUGUCUGUGUAUGUGUAUAUAUUAAUA